CAAACGUCAACACUGUUUUUAUAAUCGCCAUAUCUCUAAAUGUGAGUUUUACUAUUACAUUGAAUUACGGCGGUCAAUAUCAUGUGGUGACGGGUAUGCGUUUUAUAAUGGUGUUUUAUAGUGCUGCGCGUACAAAAAUGUUCCUUUUUUUUUUUUUUUUAGAAAUAUCGAUCUCAUUGUCAUUACAUAUAAGAUAUUUAAUAUGGCACCACCUUAUGGAAUGGUAACAAUUAAAUCAUAAGCCAAAUUAAAUUUAAAUUAUUAUGAUCCAAAUCUCAUAAUUUCAACCUCGGACUGUUUAUUUGCUGAAAAAAACAACUAGUUACUUAAAAAAAUGUAAUAACAAGCCAGUCUUUUGAACGACUAUUUGAAAGGAACGGUUCGCUUUAAACAGCCAUGUCGUAACGUUUAAGUGUCAUGGGCCAUUGGCAAGUUCAUAAAAUUGCUGAAAUACAGAUAAAAAAAUAAAAACAUAUUAAUUAAGCCAUCAUUCAUUCUCUCAUACUGCUACAUUAGUAGUGCAUUAAGAGAGAAAUUAAAGUAAUUAAAACAGUUUCGAUUCACAAAAAACAAACAAAAAAACGUUAAAUUCCGGAAAGUCCCGCCUUCUUGGAUUGUUCCUGAAGUUAACGUCCGCAUUGAACCGACACGCACGAAGCUAGCAAACCUACUAGCCAACGCCGACACUGUUUUAUAAUCGCCAUAUCUCUCUAUGUGAAUUUUUUUUCUCGGUUUUAACCCAGCCGAAUUUACAAUGACAUUGAAUUACAGCUUCCAGUGUCAUGUGGUGACAGGUAUGCGUUUUUAAUGGUGUUUUAUAGUGAUGAGCAUACAAAAAUGUUGCUUUUACAGUAGGAGAGUCGUCUCAUCAAACCAACAGCUGACAAAACCUUCAGUUCUGACGUGUAUUUUGCUUGUGUCCACAACUUAAACGAGCGAAUGAAUAUAAAUUGUAGACACUUUUAAGAUGUGAUACUUAGGGUUACCUUGUCUGGUUAGUUGAACUGAAUGAGAAUUAACUGCCAGGACGCAAGGAAGCUGUUACUGACUUUGUCCAGCAGGGGGCAAUGUUUCCCAAAGGAUGCUCGAGUGGGCUUCACAGCUCAUGCAAACACACCACUAUUUACAUAUUUUUCUAGUGUUCUUAGCAGGUAUUACUAGAUCUAUUAUUGAGGGUUAUAAGGUGUGGAGUUUUUUUUUUAGCGGUGCUAUUUUUGAGUGAAUAGCUACAAUGAGACGUUCCAGUGGCUCCAGCAGGGGGCGCUCCUCCUAUCGACAUAAAAGUUGAUGAAGACGACAGUAUAGGCAUCUUGCGCACACACACUUUAGCAGCACUAACCUUCCAGUGCGUCACGCCGACAGUCCUAAACGAGCAGACUGUUUUGAGGGGAACCACGUUUUAAGAGAAGCAUGUUUUGCACGGAGGUGAUCACCAUGUGUCUGCAGUCUGCCAAGCGCCAGCAGAAGCAGCAAAGCAGCGGACGAGAGCUCAGCAUCCUUCAUGAUAUAUUCCGCCGAGCAGAUAAAAAUGACGAUGGCAAGCUGUCCUUCAAAGAGUUCAACGCUUACUUCGCCGACGGUGUCCUAACGACGGUGCAGCUGCAGGAGCUUUUCUUCUCCAUUGACGGAAGACAGAAUAACAAUCUGGACACUGACAAGCUAUCAGAUUUUUUUUCUCAGCACCUCGGGGAAUAUCUGAAUGUCCUCUCAGCUCUUGAGAAGCUGAAUGUGGCCAUUUUAAAGGCCAUGUAUAAAACUAAAGAGGAGUACCAGGACUCGAGUGUUCUAGACCAGUUUGUGACCCGCUUCCUGCUGCGAGAGACGUCCAGUCAGCUCCUGUCCCUGCAGAGGUCGCUGCAGUGCGCCAUGGAGGCCGUGGAUGAGGAGAGCAGCCCCUUCAAGGGAGAGCAAACAACGACAGAGCUGCCGUCGGUGCUCACAAGUGGGCAUCGCUGUGGUCGCGGGCUCCUUGAUAAUGCCCAUUUAAACUGCCAAAACACAAGUAAGGAUGGAGGCGAUUGGAGCUCUCAAACUGCUCGGCUGCAGCAGCUGCUGGAUAAACUGGAGUGUCCAGGUCCAAAGUUGGAGCCUCUGAAGGAGGACACUUCCAACACGAGCGCGUCCAACAUCCUCCUGGUGCAGAGGAAGAUGGCUGUGAGUGACGACGACUUGGACCACUUUAGGAAAGUUCUCAAGAGCUACGUCGAUGCAACGUCGGCCCACUCGGACAACCUGCACAUCUCCGUUCAGAAGCUGCCGAAAAAGUCCUCUUACGUGGUUUACGAGUUCUGGCCAGACCGUGUCUCCUGGAUGAGCUACCUGCAGUCCAACGACAGCAAAGACUUCAAGCGCUGCAUAAUCGACAUGCUGGAGGAUGCUGAGGUGGUAACUACUAUGUAUCUACCAGCUUCCUGGUGGAUUAUGCCUAACAAUUGAACGGGGGGAGCGUCACAGCCACUGCCUACGCUGUCACACCGACGCUGGCAGUUCACCCACCUGCAUGGACGUACACACACACACACACACACACACACACACACACACACACGGGGGGGGGGGGGGGUUCAAAAGUGUUUGAAGGCUGUGUCGCCGUCUUGCCUGCUCCAGCAGCUCGUUGUUUUCAGCUGCUCAUUACUGCGCUAUUACAUGGUACACAAUGUGGGUGUUUGUGUGUAUUGUUGUGUUUUGUCAAGCCUUCGAACAAGCAAGCAUGAUAAUGAUGAUAAAAAGUUGUUUUAUACAUACCGUGUUUUUCGGAGUAUAAGUCGCUCCGGAGUAUAAGUCGCACCGGCCGAAAAUGCAUAAUAAAGAAGGGAAAAAACAUGUAUAAGUCGCACUGGGGUAUAAGUCGCAUUUUUUUGGGGAGAUUUAUUUGAUAAAACCCAACACAGGGACGGCGUGGCGAAGUUGGUAGAGUGGCCGUGUCAGCAAUCGGAGUGUUGCUGGUUACUGGGGUUCAAUCCCCACCUUCAAUAUUCCUAGUCACGUCCGUUGUGUCCUUGGGCAAGACACUUCAACCUUGCUCCUGAUGGCUGCUGGUAGCGCCUUGCAUGGCAGCUCCCUCCAUCAGUGUGUGAAUGGGUGAAUGUGGAAAUACUGUCAAAGCGCUUUGAGUACCUUAAAGGUAGAAAAGCGCUAUACAAGUAUAACCCAUUUAUCAUUUAUUUAUUUAUAACACCAAGAAUAGACAUUUGAAAGGCAAUUUAAAAUAAAUAAAGAGUAGUGAACAACAGGCUGAAUAAUUUUAGACUACUGUCUAAUUUUUUUAGACAGUAGUUUUGUAAGUUACCAAUCAGUCCUAUCGCCUCCAAAGAAGUUGCACACUAUUUUCCAACAACAACAACAACAAACCAAUCAUCUCUAUUUGGAGCAUCUCAGAUAUACAUAAAUGAAUGCUGAGCCUAGCUUUACUUUAAAAUACUAAUACAAAAAUUAACUGCAUCAAAUCACUACACAUGAUUCUCUAACAAUUUUUAGAUAAACAUUUUAGGACUAAAACAUAUAUCCACCAAGCAAGACGUCAAUCAGUCUUUACUGAACUGCAAUUGCAAGGCCAAAUUCAUGAAUGGUUGCGUAAUGCUGCCAUCUAGUGUUCACUAUGUGACCUGCACCUAAGGGAACAUGCAUGUGUGGUACAGGAGACUGAACUCUCGUUUAUCACCGGUUAAAGCCUUCCGGUCCCUAAGCAAAUAUCCGCGAAUUUCAAAUUAUAAACCGAAUGUUUUUUUGUUUUUUUAUAGCUACAGCAAAAAAAAACCCCGUGUAUGACCUUCUAAAUACGCAUCAUAACAUUAGUACAGCCUCGUAGACAUGAAAUAACACACACAAGUCACUUUCACACACAUUUAAUCCAAUAAGAGUCAGGCGGCCAAUCAGUGGCCACGAUACUUAAUGGCAUGCUCUGAUUGGCCAAUACGACUGUCGUAAUAAUAAUUGUAGUUCAUAAUGAACUACAAUUAUUAUUACGACAGUGUUGGAACAUUUUAAUUUCCGUCCAGUUUUUUCUUCUUCUGCUCCCUCGCUGCUGUGAGUGCAUAAAACUUUGUGGCGUCACACUGCCCCCCUGCGGUUAUUUUUGUGUACUACGCCUCCCCGAAACAACAACUUUCACUUUUUCCCCCCCAGCCAGUUUAGUUCAUAGUUUUGGAUGAUUACAGUUGUAAUUAAUGUAAUGAAUGUACGUAAUGAACGUACCAUUAUCCAUUAUUGUAAGGGAAUUAAUGUAAUUAAUAUAAUGAAUGUACGUAAUGAACGUACCAUUAUCCAUAAGGGAAUUAAUGUAAUUAAUAUAAUGAAUGUACGUAAUGAACGUACGCAAUGAACGUAAUGAAUUAAUGUAAGGGAAUCCAAAGACAAAAACAAAGCAGAAUUGAUGGCGGUAACUCUUAUUAUUUUUAUUUCGUACUUUUACGUCAAGAUAACUUCCUGUCAUGUGACUCGUACCAAAAAAGGACAAACGGGGUUAAAACAAAAAAAAUAGACUCUUUCUUACAACAAAAGACACGCAAUGUGUGUGUAGCUUUUUUUAAUAAAAGAUAAUUUAAGCUGUAUGGAAAAAACAAAAUCUCCUGAGGUUUCUCCACCUUAUGAUGAUGUCCAUUCCAAGUGCUAAACUGAAACCAAAAUGAAAUUAAAACAUGUUUGUUCCACCAUAGCAGGAGAGUUUGGUUGAAGGAUCCCAAAAGCAGAAAUGCAUAUAGUUAGGGACCACCUUAAUGUAUCCCACCCAGGCAUUUUCUGGCAAAAAAAAUUGGUGCUUUGUUUUCUUUUAUUAGUCUUUAUUGAUUAAACAAAAAAAGUUGACAUAAAGUAGAAUUUUUUUAUUUUUACUGAUGUAUUCCAUAACUGAUUGUUUCUCCAAAAAGGGUCGUGCAGUUUGAUCUUCAUACAGUAGGGAAGGGAUUCAUAUAACCCUAUUCCUAGGUGGGGGGGGGGGGGGCACAUUUUGCAAUGCGGUCUGCUGAAAAUGAUGGAAAGUGGCACUGUGGUCAAAGCUGGAAUUGCCAGAAAACCCUGUUUUGUUUUGGAUAUUUAACACUAUUGCCAUCUGGUGGCUAAAGUGGGUAGUUCCACCCUCGCUUCGUCACGUUUCAUGUGUCAGGUAGACUGGACGAACGGGGCCAUUUGAAUCCCCUUCCUGCUGUAAAUAAAACAAAACACAAAAAUGUUGUGGAAAAGUGUUUUUUUUUUUUGUGGAACUUUGGUGAGGUGAUACCUGAACGCUUUGUGUUCGUAUUGCCUUGCGAAAACACAUUUCCAGACGUUGUUUGACACAAUCGCACACAAUUUGGCGAAACGACGAGGUUCGGAAUCUGCGGAACAGGAAGUCGCUUUAGGGCUGCUUUUAUUACGCACAAUGUCAUCAUCAUCAUCUACAUUUAUACACAAAAGAAAGGAAAAGCUGCUGCUGUACAUAUUUUUAAUCUCUGUAAUCUGAGACGGGUCGUCAGCUGCUGGUCCUCUUUCUGCGCCCAGGGCGUGUUGUCCUGACGUGACCCACAAAUAGUUCGGCGAGGAGGCAAAACUCCUCAGUGUCCGUUGGUCUCGGGCGCCGAGGCCGGGGUGGAAGGGGUGGACGAGCGGGACGCCGCCUUCUCCGCGCCGGGACUGGACACCGAGGGCGCGCUGUCGGGGGCUUUGAUCCCGGCCAAGCCCGCGGGGGACGCCCGGGCGGCGGGGAUGGCGGAAACGGGUUUGGGCUGCGCCUGAAGUCCCGGGCUGCAGAUGAGGUGGUGCCUCUCCCAGUCUUUGUGCUGGCAGAAGGAGCCGCAGUAGCGCGCCGCGUUGCAGCCGCUGCACGUCUCGCUGGCUUUGCGGCCGCAAUUCCAACAACACUGAGGGGGGAGAAGGAGGUUUAAGGCGUGUAAUACUCUGCUGCCGCCAGCAGAGGCGCUGUUAUUACAGUCCCAACUCCAUUCAGGCAGCUUUGUUUUAUUCAAAAGGAGUUCAGAACAUCCAUAGAAGAAAAAAAAAUACAGAUUUUAAUGCAGGGGUGUCAAACUCAUUUUAGAUUGGGGGCCACAUGGAGAAAAAUCUACUCCCAAGUGGGCCGGACUGGUAAAAUCACGGCACGAUAACUUAAAAAUAAAGACAACUUUAGAUUGUUUUCUUUGUUUAAAAAUAGAACUAGCACAUUCUGAAAUUGUACAGAUCAUAAUGUUGUUGCUCUUCUUUUUACACUUACAUGUUGCGGUUAAUAGUAUUCUACCUUUUAUUUGUCGUUAUUUAUACUUUCUGAAUAAAUUAUGUGAUAAUGUUUAUCAGUCAACUCAUUGGUGUUCAUUUUCAAUCUAUCAAGGUAAAAAAAUGCUAUCAGCAUCAAAUUACAAGAUGUUAUUUAGGUAGUAUGUAGGGCUGCAACUGACAACUCAUUUGAUAAUCGAUUAAUAUGCCGAUUAUUCGAUUAAUUGAUUAAUAAUCGGAUAAAAGAGACAAACUACAUUUCUAUCCUUUCCAGUAUUUUAUUGGAAAAAAACCCAGCAUACUGGCGCCAUACUUAUUUUGAUUAUUGUUUGUCAACUGUUUGCAA
Messenger RNA from Entelurus aequoreus (snake pipefish), 6529 nucleotides. RefSeq names its product N-terminal EF-hand calcium binding protein 3 (gene necab3). The coding region runs from base 1411 to 2436 and encodes 341 amino acids. Gene Ontology annotation, molecular function: calcium ion binding. Lineage: Eukaryota; Metazoa; Chordata; Actinopteri; Syngnathiformes; Syngnathidae. Gene Ontology annotation, cellular component: cytoplasm; endoplasmic reticulum; Golgi cis cisterna. Gene Ontology annotation, biological process: regulation of amyloid precursor protein biosynthetic process. The record is from RefSeq and is a predicted model, not a curated record. The transcript is spliced from 13 exons.